GAUAUCUGAGAGAACUGAGACAGUCGAGUGAGUGAAUCGCGGCCCCCUUUAUUUUUUACUGCUCUUUCGGAUUUGAGGGCCUUUCGGAAGUAUGCCAAGAACCUCGCAAUUAUACAGCAUAACUGUAUACGAACCCACCUGGACACAUAGAACACCAAAAGCUUGAGGCAUGCCUUUCAGAGCGCUGUGCCGCUGCAAGACAAUUUGGAAGCCAACACGCUUCGGUUCUCUUCAUGGGUUCCACCGCCAGCUCUGAGGCGGCGGUGAGGGCGCUCCUGCAGCAAGACGUGGCGCGCACCAGCCAGGACCAGCAGGCUGGGGGCAAGCAGCUGUGGGCGGGCGAGCUGGGUCACGGGGGGCAAAGAGAAGGCCUUGUGACUCUUUGCCACACGCACGGGCCUUGCAUGUGACGCGCUGGCGUUGCUCCCGGCGGCUUCAGCCUGGGGCACCGCGUCUAGUUCGCGGCCGGAGUGAAGUGCUCGGCUUUGUGCUGGCGCUCCCCUGGACGGUGGGACAGCUGGGGUUUGCGUGGUGGCUGCGAACACGGGGCCCCACAUUUACGACUGCGUCAUGCCAAUACGUCGGCGCCAGCUUCACCAGUGUGGCCGCCAUGGGUCUCCGCCGCGGCGUUCCACUUUGCACUGCUGCUGUUCCUGGAUGCCAGCGUGGCGGAGACCAUGGCGGCCACACUAGUGAAGCUGGCGCCGACGUACUGGCAUGACGCAGCCGCAUAUCUGGGCCCCCGUGUUCGUAUCCACCACACAAACGUCAGCUGCCCCACUGUCCAGGGGAGCGCCAGCACAAAGCGUGUGCCAGCAUGACCUGGCGUGUGACCGUGCGUUGUCGUGAUAUGGCGGGUGACCAGAGCUGGCACGGUUCGUGUUGGUCAGGCUGCCUUAGACUUGCGUGGGUGAAGGGUUGUGGGUUUGAAGCCAAGCAAGCAGUUUGGGGCUGUUAUGGACGUCAAUAGUUGACGUGCCAUCUGCGUCUGGAGGUGAGAGCGUCAGCGAGUUUGGGGUGACGUGCAUCCGGAUGGGGCCUGUUGCGCCUCCGCGCUGAUGGAUCUGACAGCCGACAGCUCUGCCCGUGUCUGUGUGAAGGGUGUGUUGUCUGACGCCUUCCCAGUGCUCAACGGCCUGCCGCAGGGCAGCACCGCCUCACCUCCGCUGUGAGUCAUCCAACUGCAGCCGCUGACCGCCGCGGGGGCGGCGGCGGCGAUGGUGGUGGUGGAGGGCCUGGCCCCACCAGCGAGCAGCAGCAGCAGCGGCAGCGGCCCUGGGCCCAGCAGUGGCGGCGUGCAUGUGCGUAGCGGAGGGGGCGAGCAAGGCCGCAUGGAGGAGGACAGCGCGGCGUCGCCCAAGAAGCGGCGCCGGUGCGCAGAUUGAGGCCGGCCAGUGUCUGGUCAGGGUCUUUGCAGGCGAGCAUAGCUAGCAUCGCGCAGUAUGUGGUACGCCGCAGCAGUGAGGAGUGUUGUGGCUAGAGGAUUUCCUGCUGUUUGGUUGAUUGCUGGCUGUGCUUGUGCUUGGCAGCGAGACGUGGCUGGACGCAUGGCGGGCCGUGCCUGCACGAACCGACCCGGCUAUGUCCGGGAGAUGAUGUAGACGCUUGCGGCCUCAGAUUAGAGACUUGGCGUGGGCGCAGCCGACUUCUCCCUUGCGAGGGAAGACCACAUGUCUUGUCCAUGUGACAGAAUGCAUGGUUACAAGAACGACCCGGUAUGACAGGUCUGCUGGUAACCCUAUUAUCGAAGAUGCUCUACGACGAACGACGAACAAUGCUCAGUCGAGGAAGCCAGCGAGCACAGUAGUUGGAGAGGCCUAGGGCAUACCCGGGCGCCAAAGAUCCAACGGCUGAAACUGCUAGGAUUAGGGAUAGAGAUGGUGACUGAGGCCCCGGCCUGAUGCGCGUUUCAUGGCCAGGGCCCGUGCGGGCGGUCACCCUUACGCAUCCAUGCACCUUGGGGGCAGCCACACAUCCCCGCCGCGAGAGCAGGGGAGCGCCUUGGGAGCUCGGUCAAGGUGUGAGCUGUGCUACAGGUUCAACUGUCCAAGUGAGUGUGCAAAAAGGGAAGGCAUGAAUGGCAUGGAUGGCGUGUGAGAUGUGCACCGUGGACCAGGGGAACUCCUGCCGUGGACCCGUGGCCAUGUUCACAUCCCUUGUAUGAAU
This is a messenger RNA of Chlamydomonas reinhardtii, 2166 nucleotides long. RefSeq lists its product as uncharacterized. The record is from RefSeq and is a predicted model, not a curated record. The transcript has 2 exons. Lineage: Eukaryota; Viridiplantae; Chlorophyta; Chlorophyceae; Chlamydomonadales; Chlamydomonadaceae. The coding region runs from base 234 to 410 and encodes 58 amino acids.